Molecule: messenger RNA, 1066 nt
Organism: Linum trigynum
Lineage: Eukaryota; Viridiplantae; Streptophyta; Magnoliopsida; Malpighiales; Linaceae
Source: the annotation of a GenBank genome assembly
AACCACACAAAGAUAUAGCAGUACUGUUGCUCUCCACUCAAAACAUAUUUAUAUAGUCAAGAAGCUAAUUGUGUGUUGAGAGUAGACAAUGGGUUCCCUACCUGCUAGCGUUAUCACUUGCAAGGCUGUGGUGUGUAAGGAAGUGAAAAAGCUGGGGCAAUCCUACAAAGAUGUAAUUGAAGUGAUGGACAUACAGGUAGAUGUGCCACAAGACACGGAGAUCAGAAUCAAGAUGUUGUCCGCCGGUAUCUGUCACACCGAUAUUUCAAACAUCAGGGGGUUCAUGACCAAGCCAUAUCAUUUCCCGAAAGUUCUGGGGCAUGAAGGUGUUGGAAUUGUGGAGAGCUUGGGACCGGAAGCGAAAGGUUUCGAAGUCGGCGACAUGGUCAUCGCUCCGACGUACGGGGAGUGCGGGGAAUGCAGCAGCUGCAGAUCGGGCCGGACCAACGUCUGCCAGAAGUACGGCGCCAACGACCCGCCGAUGGAGCCCGACGGCAGCUCCCGGUUCUCUUUCGUCGACAAGGACGGGAAGAAGCAGUUUCUCUACUACUUCCUCGCCUGCUCCACGUGGACACAGUACAUGGUCGUCGACUCCAACUACGCCGUCAAGCUCAACGACUACGAUUUCCCUCCGGCGCACGGCUGCAUCCUGUCCUGCGCCUUCACCACCGGUUACGGCGCGGCCUGGCUCGACGGUCGCGUCAGGCCAGGAGACACCGUCGCCGUCUUUGGCACCGGCUCUGUUGGUCUCUCGGUAAGCGAGCCAGCCCAUUUACGAUAUUAAUCACCUUCUUACACUCUUCGUAAAAUGAAAAAUCUUUCCCACAAGUCUUUGAAAUCUGCACAGAUUUAUCAAACCAUAUGUUUUUUUUUUAAUUUCAACAUUUAAUAUUGAAGGUAGUGAGAAUUUAAAUACAUGACCUUAAAUACCAAUAAGCUCUGAUGCUAUAUGUGAUAAACCAACUGAUCUACAUAAUUCGAGUUGAUAGAAUUGAAAUCUGUACAUGCGCGGUGCGCCCAUCAGAUGCCACGUGUUUUUUUUUUUAAAUACAAUCGUUAAUUCUAG